This is a messenger RNA of Cimex lectularius (bed bug), 2689 nucleotides long. RefSeq names its product general transcription factor 3C polypeptide 3. Gene Ontology annotation, cellular component: transcription factor TFIIIC complex. NCBI's taxonomy places the organism in Eukaryota, Metazoa, Arthropoda, Insecta, Hemiptera, Cimicidae. The transcript has a single exon. The record is from RefSeq and is a predicted model, not a curated record. The coding region runs from base 174 to 2615 and encodes 813 amino acids. Gene Ontology annotation, molecular function: protein binding. Gene Ontology annotation, biological process: transcription by RNA polymerase III.
UUAUUUGCCUGUGUACUUGAUAAUAAAUUAAUUUGUAAGUGUACCUUUGAAUUAGGUUGUGAUCGAUUUUAUAUAUCGAUUAAUUGUGAAACCUUCCAAACUUUUGGUAAGUUAGUGUUUUUGUUUUAUUGUGACAAUAACAGUGGGCUGUAACAAGGGAAAAAGCAUAUAAAAUGGAAAGUUCUGAUAAUUCUAAGAUUAUAUUGGACAUUUCGGCUCCUUCGACAAGCAGCGAAAAUAUCGCUAUGGACGAAGAUAUAUUCAGUGCUAAUGAGGAAGACCAGGCACUCGUCAGCAAGUUUUUGGAGGGCGAGAUGAACUUCAACGACUACAUCGAGAACGUUGCCGGCCCCACGCUGCCGGAAGACACGGAAAUGUACGAUAUCAAACCUUUGGUCGAAUCCAUCAAGAAAAACGAAAGUGUAAACAAAGCGAAGAAGGGGAUGCGGAAGCUUCCGCCAGCCCUAAAAGGCCUAAUGGGCGAGGCGAAUCUCAGAGUGGCAAGAGGAGACAAAGAGACUGCUGUUAAAAUCUGCCUCGAAAUUAUCCGUCAAGUGCCGACUGCAGCUGAACCGUUUUUGACACUUGCCGGAAUAUAUGAUGAAAUGGGUGACGAAGAAAAAUUCCUUCAGAUGUCACUCGUCGCUGCUCAUUUGUCGUCAACAGACGCCUACCAGUGGGUCCAUUUGGCAGAACUGUCUGAAAAACAAAAUUUGAUAAAACAAGCAAUAACUUGUUACACGAAAGCUAUAAAUCUUGAUAUUCAAGACAUGGAACUUCAUCAAAGAAGAGCUACUUUGCUUGAAUCUUUAGGUGAUAAAAAGACUGCAAUAAGGGGGUACAUACGACUGCUUUGCUCCUUAAAACCCGAACAGGGCGAACUCAUAAUCUCCCUGGCGAAAACUAUUGCACAGCUUUGUCAUAAAGAAAAUGACUUGCAGAAAGCGAGUUACGUUCUUGAAAUUGCUAUACAAAAAUGUCCUCAACUGAUAAACCUUGAAAUAAUCAACUUGCAGCUAGAACUAUUGCUGCAGAUGAAAAACUACAAAUCUUGUUUAGACAUUAUGUUGGCAUUUUGUAAUCUAGUCGUCAAAACAGAAUUCGAUGGCGAUGACAUUAAAAUCAUCAACUUUGAGAUUCCUAGUGAAACUCCAAUUGACAUAAUGACAAAAAUGAUAAUCGUGAUGAUACAUAUGAAAGCAACUCAUUUGAUUGAUACACUGAUGGAACCGAUUAUGAAUCUUGAGCCGUCAACAGCAGGCGAUUUGUAUUUAGACAUCGUCGAUGCUUUCGUUGAAAAUAAAUUAUACGAAAAUGCACAUAAAUUGUUACACACUUUGAUUCAGAGUGAAGAGUACUGCCUCCCUGGUGUAUGGCUGAAGUAUGCAGAAAAUUUGAAAAAUCUCAAAAAAUUCCAAGAAGCUACAACUGCUUAUUAUAAAGUUUUGGAAAAUGUCCCACAGCACGUGGAAGUGAGAAUGACUCUAGCGUCUUUAUUAGUCGAACUUGGAAGGCCGGAUGAAGCGAUUAACGCAUUGACGCAAAACGAAGAAUACGAUUAUUUGGAUGUUGGCCUUUUGUAUGAAAAGUGCACAUUGUUGAGAAGGGAUCCAUCUAGGGCUCAAGAACUUAUCAUGGUCAGCCAAGUGUUGUUUUCAAGACACUGCACACAAAUAAGAAAUAAAGAUGAGCUUUCGACUAUAUCUACACUCCAGCGUUAUGAUAGAAAGAGGGUGGCUGUAAAGCAAGUGCGUAAAUCGAAAAAAGAGUCCGAAGCCGAUUCAGACAUUCCAACGUUCAGAACGGACAAGAAAGGCCCUACUAUUGAAGAGGAAUGGGAACUGUUUAAAUACAUUUGCUCCCUUUGCAUUGAGCACAAAAUGUACAUAACUCUCCAGCGGUUGACCUUCACAGUGCAACUUUCCACAAUAUUUCAUGUAUACAAAUUUGACAUUGACGUUCUGAGUGUGAUUGCUGCAUAUUUAAAUAGAGAUUCUCAUAAUGGUUACAACAUUAUAAGGACAUUGGUAGCUAAAAAAUGUUUAUCGGUAAAACUCUGGCAUUUGUUCAACUUGAUAAUUACUAAAUCGGAUGAUGCAAGGCACAACAGAUUCAUAAUGCGGCAGUUGUCUAGAGAUUGUGAACAUCCUGCACUAGGGAUUUUGCAUGGGAAUAACUGCCUCGUUUCGGGAACGUACAAGUAUGCUAUGCACGAAUACAGCACUUCCUAUUCAAAAAACCCCACACCGCUCAGUGCACUCCUCCUGGGCUUGACAUAUCUACAGAUGGCAGCUCAGAAGUUCACAUCGAAAAAGCACCACCUUGUUCUUCAAGCCUUGGGUCUCCUCGCGCAGUACAAAGACAAAAGAAGUCCACAAGGUUUGCAGGAAGUCCAUUACAACCUUGCCAGAGGAUUCCAUCAUUUAGGACUUUAUACUUCUGCAAUAUUCCAUUACAAAAAAGUGUUUGAAUACAGGGAUUUAAUACUGCCUUCACAGAAACCUGAAGUUUUUGAUCUCUCACGAGAAGCGGCUUUCAAUUUACACCUUAUUUAUAGUCAGUCUGAAUCUUUUAACAUAGCAAGAAUGUUUUUAGACAAAUAUAUUGUAAUUUAAUAUUUUUAUAUCAUGGCUCAUCAAAUUAUUUUAUAUAAAAAUCCUGAACUUUUUUAUUUCUUUUUGUUUUAUAC